This is a messenger RNA of Limulus polyphemus (Atlantic horseshoe crab), 5057 nucleotides long. Its product is annotated as insulin-like growth factor 2 mRNA-binding protein 1. Gene Ontology annotation, cellular component: cytoplasm; nucleus; cytosol. The record is from RefSeq and is a predicted model, not a curated record. The coding region runs from base 373 to 2034 and encodes 553 amino acids. Lineage: Eukaryota; Metazoa; Arthropoda; Merostomata; Xiphosura; Limulidae. Gene Ontology annotation, biological process: regulation of gene expression; nervous system development. The transcript has 14 exons. Gene Ontology annotation, molecular function: mRNA 3'-UTR binding.
CGUAGCGAGGAAGACGGCAUCUUUGUACCCCCUCCCCCGUCUCUCUCUGCUACCGAUUGUAGUUUUGAACCAAUCAACGAGUAAUAGAAGUAACCGGCUUUUUCUUGAUUGGCUAAUGAAAUUCCUACCAUCCGCUUGUUUAGGGGCAUGGCGACGUUAGGCUAUCUUGUGAUUUUGAAAGACCUAGCUUUGAUAGCAUGCUAUGGUACAAUACACCUCCAUACCAUUAGUUUAUCUCAAGCUACGAGUAAUCUCGUUUCUUCUUUGUUCUGUACAGUUUUUCUGUUAAAAUAGGCCGUACUCAGUGUUAUGUUUUUAGUCUCGUACAACUAAAUUGUUCAAGCGUUUUAUACAUAAAAAUAAGAAUAAACAAUGGAAAACGGAUUCAGUUUCGACCAACCUGAUUACCCAGUAGAAACGGGUUACAGCUUCAUGGGAUCCCAAUUGUUAAUGGAGGCUCCCUUUCCUCAAGGUCGGAGGAACCGCACAAACAAAGUUCAAGUCAGCAAUGUGCCCAGUCAUGUGCAAUGGGAGGAGAUCAAAAGGUUGUUGUCAACAUUUGGUAAUAUUCAUCACUGUGAUCAAGGUCCAGCUAAAUCAGAAAGUGCAUACAGUGUCUUUGUAACAUAUGAAACUCAAGAUCAAGCUCAACAAGCUUUUGCACAGUUAAAUGGAUACGAGGUUGGAGGAUCACCACUCAAGGUUGAUUUUAUCAUGGAUCAGAACAGAGUUAACCGGGGAGGUCGUAAUGGUGGGCGCAUGCCAUACAACAACUCUGCCUAUUCAGGGAAUUCUGCCCCCAUACGUUCCAUAGACUUUCCCUUCAGGAUCCUUGUUCUAAGUGACAUGGUUGGGGCCAUUAUAGGUCGUUCAGGAGGUACCAUACGGCAAAUUACUCAACAGUCUAGGGCAAGAGUUGAUGUUCAUCGAAAAGAGAAUGCUGGUUCCCUUGAAAAGGUGAUAACAAUUUAUGGAAAUCCUGAAAAUUGUUCUACAGCAUGUCAAAAGAUUUUGGAAGUUAUGCAACAGGAAGCUCAAAAUACCAAUAAGGGGGAGAUCCCUCUGAAGAUUCUAGCCCAUAAUAACCUAAUUGGCCGCAUCAUAGGCAAGAAUGGAAAUACAAUUAAAGGCAUAAUGGAAAAAACUGAAGCAAAAGUAACUGUUUCGAGUAGUAUUCAUGAUGUAAACAGCUUCAACAUAGAAAGAAUCAUUACUGUAGUUGGAAAAUUUGAGAACAUUUGCAAGGCGGAGCAGAUGAUCAGUGCCAAACUCCGUCAGAGCUACGAGAACGAUUUGGCAGCAAUGGCUCCUCAGGCUCUGAUGUUCCCUGGUGUUCACCCAAUGGCCAUGAUGUCUACAAUGGGCCCAGGGCCACGAGGAGGACCCCCUAGUCCCCCGUAUCAAAUGUAUGGCAAUUCGCAGUCUUAUGUGCCACCUGUUGUAUAUUCUGGAAGUUCACCCUCCCAACAGUUAGAACCUAAUAAAGAACAGGUGUGUGUUUACAUCCCAAACUCUGCUGUUGGAGCCAUCAUAGGGACAGGAGGCAGUAGCAUACGAGAGAUGAUUAGCUCUUCAGGGGCCUCUAUAAAGGUAGCUCAACCCAACAAAGACGAACCUGUAGAAAAGCAAACUGAACGAAAGGUGACUGUUAUCGGGACACCUGAAUCACAGUGGAAGGCUCAGUUCAUGAUAUUCAAGAAAGUUACAUUUGAAGGAUUUGCUGGAUUCCAAGAUGCAAGACUUAAGGUUGAAAUUCUUGUUCCUUCUUCACAAGUUGGACGUAUCAUAGGGAAGGGUGGACAAACGGUCCGAGAACUACAGAGAAUAACUCAUGCUGUUAUUAAACUUCCUGGAGAAAACCAAAACUCUACGGCUGAAGAAGUCCCCGUCCACAUUAGUGGAGAAUUCUAUAGCUCACAAGCUGCACAACGGCAAAUCCGAGCCUUAGUUAGUCGAAGCCAGUUUAAUAGAGGUCAUCGUGGGCUUAUUCCAAAUCCACCUCAACUACCACCUGGACCAGGCCAGCCUCUAUAGAUGGUGGCUUGGAUAUGGCACUGCUGCCAAAUACCACCUCAGGCAAUACCAAAGAGGAGCAGCAUAUAAGAUUUCUUUUAAAUUUAGUCAUUUGGAAGGUGGUAAUCAAAUCUUGUUGCUUGUAAAAAAAAAAACAACAAAAAACACUUGGAUUUGGUUAAGUGCUUUGUUUGGUUUAUCUAAGUCAAGAUGAACACUCUUGUUGAUCACUAGUGGCCAGUAUUGACUUGUUCAAUAAUAACAGUUAAAUAAUACUGUUGCUCAUCACAUUUUAGAUUGGUCAGAUGCACUAGGUUUCUGCUGGCCCCUUGUGAUAUACAAGAUUCUUAUCGAUACAUUUUGUAGGAUUGGUAUUUGAUGUAUUCCAGGCUCGGAAAUGGACUCGUGAUUUUGAGUAAGUUCCGAGACUGACUUAAGGACUAAAUUAAGAGUGAUAAAUUGUGAUGUUGAAAGGGGAAUAUCCAUUGUUUGAGUUAGUACAAACAUUGAUUGGACCAGUUGUUAAUCUUAUUAUACCAUAACUUUCUUUUUUGUUAUUAUAAUAAUGUUGUAGAAAGUUUAUUUUUGAUACUUGUUGGAGAAACUUUUUUUGUUACGAAGUUUUUAUUACAGGCAUUUUAGCCUGACUUAAUGUGGCCAAAUAUAAUUCCGGUCAGAAUCACCAUCCAACCACUCAAGUUUCUCCAACGAGCCCAGCUUGCAACAUAAUGGGAAAAACUGCUUCUGUUGUCUUCAAUAUCCAAACUGACAGAAGUGUUAUUAUGAAUGACAAAAAAAAAACACAACAUACAUAUAUUGAAAUAAUAUUAAUAAUAAAUGUAUCUGCUUCAUUGAAAAUCAUUAAUUCACAGUGUAUUAAUGAAGCUUGAUUUAUUUUAAUUUUGGUGUUGAUAGCUGUACUACUGCCAAAGGGGGGAGGGAAUACUUAAGUUCAGGUUUAAUAAAUUACAUUUCUGUGGACCGUAUGCAAAAUCCAGUUUGGUUAAUUUUUCUUAAAUUUGCACAUCAUGUUCUCUGCAAUAUUUCCUGUUCUUGGUGAGGGAAAACUAUCAAAAAACCAAACAAAGCUAACUUUUCACUUUUCAAACUCAAAUUUUCAGAUAAAACAAAGCGUAAAUCUGUUAAUGGUAACCUGUUGUACCAACCCAAUGCUGCUGUAACAAUAAUGAAGUAUGACGUUGUAAAUAACCAGACUGUAACUGGUAUUUUUAUUACCAGUUUUUCAUCAAACUUGUUAAAGGUCUUGGUUUACGUAGCACAAGUUAUUAAUUAUUGCCUUUAGUAAACAUGAGACCCUAGUUAGAAAUGAGUGAUAUAAAUAGCAGAAAUGUGGCUAUAUUAAUGAGAAGUAUAUUUCAGUAGUUUUGUCUUUAACUCAUUUUCUGACAUAUAAGACAACAUGAUCAUAAAUAUAUGCCAGCCACGAGACUCGAGCUGUAUGAUAAAACUUCACAUCUUGUCUGUGGAUAUGCUUAAUGUUUUAAAAUAUGUUUAUACACUACCUCAUUCUGGUGUCUACAGAACAUGCUAAUGCCGAGUCAUCAGUGUGCACUAGUAACCAAAAGGUUGCUCUUUUUCAUUUUCAGUUAGGAAAUCUGAAAAACUAGUAACGAAAAAAAAAAAGAGUAACUGCAAAUGUGAAAUAUUUAGUUGAUCUUAGUGGUAGUUGAAUGGCAACUUAUUAAAGGGAGCUUUUCUUGAGUUCCUAAUAUUUGUUCAAUACCACUCUUCAUGAUGUUGAACUAAGUGAAUAAGCAGUUGAGGUAAACAAGUUAAAUAUUCCAGUUCGUACGUAACUUUACAUGUCUCAUCAAAUAACCAAGUAUUUCCUGGUUACAACUUGUUGUUAAAUUAAUGGCAAAAAAAUGUACGUACAUUUAUUCCAAGUACGUUAGAAAUGGAAUUCAUCAUAGUUUGGUAUCUAGUAUUGCUCACAAAAUGCCUUUUUUUCUUAAGUAAAUUUGAUGAGAAAAACCGCUUUUAUUUUGCCUUUUUUUUUCAACUACAAAAAUUGACUCACGUGGAAGUUCACGCCUUCUUUUUUUUUUUUUCUUGGGAAUAUGUGCAUGAAAGUCAUUCAUUGAAGUUAUGAAUGGCUUUUUGUUUUUCUUGCCAACGAUACUUUCUGAUGUUUUUGUUUAUGAUAAUCAAUUAAUAAGUAUUUGUUUAUAAAUGAAAUUGUUUUCUAUCUGCACAUGUUUAGGUUUCAUGGUGUUCAAAUUAUAGUUACCUUAAACGGACUAGACCUGGUCUUUCAUUUAGAUUUGUGAACUGUGUAGCAAUAUUUUUUUUUCCCAUCUUUAUCUUUGCCAGGGAUUUCACUGGAAAUGUGUAUUGGUAUUUUGGAUUUAUUUUUUUUUUCUGUAAGGUGUUAGUUUUUAGAUUUAAAAAAAGUAACAGUUGCAUGCGUUUAAUCUACUAUCUUGUGGUGUAAAUUUAUAGAAACUUUAAUUGUCUGAUUAAACACAAACCCUUGAAGUUUGUUACAUGUUCAUAGCCGAACAGUUAAUUGUACCAUAGAGUCUAAAAGGUAUGGUGUUGGAAUAUACUAAUAUAUAUCUAUAUAUCGUCUUAAGCUUAUCUUCGGCAUUUACUUGUAUUAAAAACUUUACAUAUAUAUAUAUCUUGAUUUAAAAUUGCUUGGAAAGACAUUGUAAUAGUGUGGUCAGCCAUAUUCAGUUCUUUUGUUACAGGAAUGAAAAUAAACGAAAAACUUGUGUUAUUUGUAAGGAUCGACUUUCUUACUAUAUAAAUCAAUUGACCUUUAUAAUGUGUACGUUCUUAUGGUAGUUUUGAUUUAGCCUAAAACGGGUAACAAAUAACAGUAGAUAGGUAGCGAGCCUCGCAUUACCAGGUCAAGGAAUAUUUAAAAAGCUCAAUCUUUUUAGUCGCAAACCUGAUUCCAUCAGAUACAACGCCUCUGAGAGCAAGUGUAUCCGAUCUUCACCUGUUUCUAUGACUACACUAUCUCUGUAUGUUCUGCUUUUUCUACUGAAAGAUUAAAUUAUUUUAGUUAAAAGGAA